This is a messenger RNA of Arachis ipaensis, 569 nucleotides long. Its product is annotated as iron-sulfur assembly protein IscA-like 1, mitochondrial. Lineage: Eukaryota; Viridiplantae; Streptophyta; Magnoliopsida; Fabales; Fabaceae. Gene Ontology annotation, biological process: iron-sulfur cluster assembly. Gene Ontology annotation, cellular component: mitochondrion; cytoplasm. Gene Ontology annotation, molecular function: 2 iron, 2 sulfur cluster binding. The record is from RefSeq and is a predicted model, not a curated record.
UUCGUUGUCCUAAAACUAAAAUCAUAGAGAUAAACGCUUCUUCAUCCUAUCUCCAUCCAUCUCCAGAAACACAACACAACAGAAUUGCAAUUUGAUUCCAAUUAAUUAACAAAUAAAAACGACAGAAUCUGCUCCCACAAUGCAUUAACCCUAACUCCCAUCAAAUUCACAAUUCAAUCCUCAUCUUUUUCUUGCCUUUUUUAGCAGAUCUAGUCCCUUUCUGUGAACAGGCGAUGGCAUCCAAGGCCGUGGCCGUGGCAGCUGAGAAGGUUGGUAGGGCGGCGCGCCGUCAGGCCGUUACCUUAACGGACACCGCCGCCUCCCGUGUACGGCAGCUUCUUGAACAGCGCCAGAGGUCCUUCCUCAAGCUCGGUGUCAAGGCUCGUGGUUGUAACGGCUUAUCCUACACUCUCAACUACGCAGAUGAAAAAGGGAAGUUUGAUGAGUUGGUUGAGGAUAAAGGUGUCAAGACUUAUUGUAUUGUGGUAAAGAAAUACUUUUCGAAGCAAUAUUGCAUAUUGGGAAAAUAUGCAAUUACAGAAACAAACGUCUUAAGACCACUGUAUUAA